This is a messenger RNA of Clunio marinus, 225 nucleotides long. NCBI's taxonomy places the organism in Eukaryota, Metazoa, Arthropoda, Insecta, Diptera, Chironomidae. The record is from the annotation of a GenBank genome assembly.
AUGUUGCCUCACAAGUGGCUUUUACAUAGCCAGAGAAGUGUUUGUGUAGUACUUGGAGUGGAAAAAGAUAUUAAAUAUUGCUGCAAUGUUUUAUAUGAGCUAAAAUUAUUAGAAAAUUUAGUUCUUGUGAUGAUGAAUGUUCGCAAUUCUUUAUUUAUUACUUAUAGAGCAGUGGAUAAUCAUAGCCUAAGAGAAGUGACAUUAAUACCUAACAUUUAUUCUUAA